Messenger RNA from Lobosporangium transversale, 2856 nucleotides. RefSeq lists its product as hypothetical. The record is from RefSeq and is a predicted model, not a curated record. NCBI's taxonomy places the organism in Eukaryota, Fungi, Mortierellomycota, Mortierellomycetes, Mortierellales, Mortierellaceae. The coding region runs from base 469 to 2787 and encodes 772 amino acids. The transcript has 2 exons.
CAAAACUUUUUGCUUUUCUUAUUUGCUUAUUCUGCUGCUAUUUUCUUAAUUGACUUGUAUAUUCUGUUCUCCAUCUUGAUUAAUAAAGCCAUUGAAUCAUCUUCUGCAUUAAAAGCAAACCAAAACUACAUUUCCAUCUGAUCGCCUCUUAUUCUUAUUCCUCGCUGACAGAGAAAAGAUAAACAUGCUUUUAUAACUCAUGAACAAACUUUUUUACUUGAUUCCUGUUCUUUAUUUUUUUUGUUCAUUCAUUCUCCUCCUUCUUUUUGUUUGCAUAACAAGCACUUUGCCUGUUCCUGAACCCUUCCACGCUGAGCGUUAUUCUCUGUUUUGCUCUCUGGUCUAUUUUUCUUGUUGGCCGGCCUUCUUUUUUUUUUGCGACCUUAGUUCCUGUCCUUAUUGUAAAUACUUCACAUAAAAACGAGCUCGGGUACAGCAGCUGAAUUUAAUUUCUAAAGUAAAGAAGCCAUGGGACUACCAGUGGGUCGCAAUCUCGAGGAUGAAUUGAUGACAAAAAUCAAGCGACUGUUUGACAGGAUUCUCGACACUGUCAAUAAAGAAAAUCCAUCUUAUACCUUUGAUUUUGAGCAAUUGGUGGAUUGUUUUGAUGAAAAUGACCCUUUCACUCGACGUGUAUUCGACUUUCUGGUUAAGGAGACUGCACUUCGUUACAGAGGGUCUCAUCCGAAUGCUCGCUCACAGCCUCGUCCACACACCAUCCACCACUAUGCCAUGCCAGAUAACCGAGCCCUUAACAGCAUCGGAAACAACGACAACAGCACAGACAUUAGCAGUAAUAGCAACAACAGCCUCGGUCCAGUUAGCAUUGCCACGCAUCGACACCAUUAUCACGCUCAGCGCUCAUCAGGCAGCACAUCCUCAAGUGAGAGGGAUUUAACAUUGAGAUCAACCACAAGUGCUGCUGGCUCUCCUAUUACCUCAGAAAAUGCGCCAACAUCUAGCUCCUCAGGAGCCGCACUGAGAUAUCUCCUUGCAAACCAAGGCUUCGGAAGUAGUUCAUCCAGACGCGCUAGAAUGGCUCAAAGAUCCUUGUCACAAAGUUUGUACACUUACCAGCAAGGUCAAUCCUCACUCCUGGGGGCCAUGAGCGCACUAUCAAACUCUUCAUUCACUGAAAACGGAGGAUCAGCGCAAAAUCGGACCCAACAGGAUAAUGAGGGGACGAGCGGAUCGUCAGGCUCUACGAGUGUUACUGAUGUGACUGCAUCCGCAAUAGGAUCAUUAAGGAGGCCAUCUAGACGCGGAGAAACUCUUGAAAGACAGCGCGCUUUUAUCUUCCGACCACCAUCCAGAGCAGGUGACCUUUCAACGUCCAUGGAAAGUGCACCGGAUAGUUUUCGGAUUGAAGGAUGGAAUCCAUCAACAUCAAGUAUAUCCUUCACAUCUGAGGUCUACGAGCCAGCUUCUGGCGAGAUGCAUGGAGUCCGCUCGAUGCGUAAUAUGCAGGAGCAUUUCGCCCAGGAGUUACGUCAGGAGCACAUUCGACAGUUUUAUAUUCAGACUUUGCAAGCUAGAGGGCGACAAAGGCAGCAGCAAGCGUCUCAACAAUCACCAUUACAGGAGGCAUAUCGCAGGUUGCAUGGUGAACAUGUGUUGCCCUCUGAAGAUUCUUCCCAACAAUCACAGCAACAGCAACAGCAACAGCAACAGCAGUCAUAUCAAGCCUUUCAACGGUCACAGACUCCGCAUCAACCACGAUACCAACUCCGUGAAAAUGGUUUGAUGCUUGUUCAGUACCCACCAAGUUCGCCGUCCUCAACUACCACAUCCGAAAGCACUAUCAACCGAGAUGCAUCUCAAUCUGCUCUCUCUACAUCGAGCUCUAGUCUAGGCUCUGGUUUACAAGCCCCCUUAGAAGAACGCUACCUCGAGUUUAGUGACAGUACAGAACGAGGCCGAGCUGCUAUGCGAAAUGCGCUUGCUACGGGAUUGAAUAUUGAAGAAGACCAUCAAAUUUUGUUGACGGGCGAGAUGAGCCGACGUAGAAGGAGACGUGUUAUCGGACGUUUUUCCAAUAUGAACGGGUCGCCUGACAUUGCUUCAGAUAAUUCAAGCGCCAUCAUCAGCCAGUCGCAGCAAGAACAGGAUCUAGGACAGGAAGGGCCACAGGGCCAAGAUCAAUCAUCCUCAACCGGAUCUACAGAACUCACAAAUGAAAGUUCACUAGAGCCUUCUAGCUCGCACAGCGAGUUGCAUCGUAGUAGACAGCAAUCAACUGAAGAUACUGUUACUUUUGAAGACCACAAUUGCCCAGCGAUUACCAUAUCAUCUCCAAAUAAUCAGCCAAUAACGUCACAACCUACUACAUCAAUACCAACUUUAAUGCUGAACCACAUUGAUAGUAAUGCGGCCCCAGCUAUCACUUCAAACAGCACUAGUAGUGCAAACACAGAGAAUAUAUUGCGGAGCCAUGAGGGUUUAGAACUAGACCCUACGCAGGAAGAGGAUGGACAUCGACAUCGCAGCGUACCUCCAACGCCUCCAUCCCCAAAUCCGAAUCGCAAUCCGAUGCCAACAUUCCAAGAUCGAAGGCGUUCCUCAAUUAACCCUGCAGAUAUUGAAGCCGUGGUUCGUGAGAUGGAAGCCAAUGCUCAAUCGAGGGCUCGCCUUGCAGUACAGACCAUGGCUCCAAUUGCGGAGCCGGUGAGUACAACUGCAACUACGUCUGUUGACACUUCUGCGCGCCCUUUACCGUUACCAUCGCCACCACAGACGGAGCUAGAUAGCGAAGGGACGGUUUCUCGAGCAACACCUCCUCUUCAAUAGCACAUUUCUUUCUUUCUUUCUUUCUUUCUUUCUUUCUUUCUUUCUUUCUCUCUCUCUCUCUCUCUCUCU